This is a messenger RNA of Folsomia candida, 901 nucleotides long. RefSeq lists its product as uncharacterized. The transcript is spliced from 3 exons. The coding region runs from base 293 to 724 and encodes 143 amino acids. The record is from RefSeq and is a predicted model, not a curated record. Lineage: Eukaryota; Metazoa; Arthropoda; Collembola; Entomobryomorpha; Isotomidae.
AUAAUCUUGAUUAUAUUGUAUAAUUUUAUGAUGAUAUCUAAAUUAGAUAAUCUAAUCUAGACUUUCCAUCAUAUUCAUGCACAUAUUCAUGCAUAUAACAGCGAAGCGCGAGAAAGAUCCUCAUAUUUUCAUAAGUGUGUAAUGUGCUCCCAGAAAUGGUGUAAACAGAGUAUACAGAAGAAUAUUAUAUUAUUAAGAUAUGUAUUGAAAUAAUUAUUAUUCCGAACUCUGGUUAAUUAGACGAAAGGUUAUUUGGAUUUAAGAGCUCUAUUAUAAUUUGGUCAUAUUUAUCAUGGGCGGAAGAGGCAGAGGAAAAAAGCAGCCAGUUUCAUUCAUCAAUCCAGCAGAACCAGCGUUCAUCCGACGCAUGAAGGAACAGUUAGGUUAUAAAGAAGGCCCCAAUAUUGACACCAAGAGGGAAGAACUGGAGAAAGCAACUAUCGCCGAUGAAAUAGAUCGUGAGGAUGAACUGCCCACUGUGGUCGUUCUUAAGUCUGGCGACCUGACUGAGGAAGAGGCUAAACGAAUUGAUGCAGACGUUUUGAAGGAAGAAGAUGCCGAUUCAGACGGAAAAAUUGCAUUUAAGAAGCCAGUGAAGCGACCAGCAGUGCAGGAUGAAGCGGACAAGAUCAAGAAAAAAUUAGAAAAAAAGGAAAGCCAAAUGGCACCCGUAAAAAAUAAAAGUUUACUUUCUUUCGAUGACGAGGAGGAUGAUGAUGACUGAUGACUGUAUAACAGAGCUAAAUUGGAUUGUCCCAGCGAGAAAUUAAUGAUUAUUUAUUGUACAACGUGUAAAGUUUUAACUUGUUUUUCAUUAUAGCGUUUUAUACAUGAUUAUAUAUGUAAAUAUGAUUAUAUAAAUAUUAAAAUAAAAUAAAAUAAAACAAAUACUAUAAAUAUA